This is a messenger RNA of Ictalurus punctatus (channel catfish), 3132 nucleotides long. RefSeq names its product transmembrane protein 74. The transcript has 2 exons. The record is from RefSeq and is a predicted model, not a curated record. NCBI's taxonomy places the organism in Eukaryota, Metazoa, Chordata, Actinopteri, Siluriformes, Ictaluridae. The coding region runs from base 137 to 970 and encodes 277 amino acids.
GGCGUCCUUGCGGAACUGGAGCCUGCGCGUUGCUGAGAGCUGCCGGGAUGAGAGCACGUUUAUCUACGCACAAAGGAUUUCCUGCGCAAGUGUUGAUGUGGCUGUCUUGGUGGAGUGAUCUGGCAGCAAGAGUCCAAUGGCUUCAGUGGAGCUGCUUUACAUAGAUAAAGAGAGAGGACGAGACGAUCCACUGGAUGUCCCUGAUUGGGCCCAACCUGUUCAAGUUCAUGGGACAGAUGGCCCAGCUGAAGAAACGACCCCCAGCGAACAUGAAAGCAGUUCACAUGGGAAAGUGGUUAUUGCAGAGGGUCAGCAUCAUUCAGCACCAAAGAUGACCCAGAGCAAAGGACUGUCAGGCAAACACUUUCAUCAAGAGAAGGUCAGGGUGUGUUGUGACGAGGAGCUGGAGACCUCUUUCACUUACGUUGAUGAAAAUGUCAAUCUGAGACUGGGUACUCCAGACACAAGCGAGAAAAGCCUCCAUGAUGGGACACCUUGCCCCGACUCCCCAAACGAGAACCGCCUUGAAUUUUCCUUAAUGUCCGACCUGACAUCUGAGAGCUCAGGAAAGCCUGUAGAUUAUGGAUUUAUCAGUGCCGUCACCUUCCUAGUGACAGGAAUAACUUUAGUGAUCAUAUCUUAUUCUGUCCCUCGUGACUCAGGAGUAAACCCAGACACCAUCUCGGCACGAGAGAUGGAGAGACUCGAAAGUGAGAGUGCAAGGCUCGGGGCACACCUGGAUCGGUGUGUUAUUGCUGGGCUUUGCCUUCUCACGUUAGGUGGGGUAGUGCUUUCUACUCUGUUGAUGAUUUCAAUGUGGAAAGGGGAGAUGUACAGGAGAAAGGCCUUCUCAUAUUCCAAGCACUCAGCAAAGCUGUACGGCUCGACUAAUUUGAGAACAAAAUCGAGCUCUGCUCAGUCAUCAGCACACAAUUUUGUUGAGGAAGUCUCUGGUGGUAAUUUGAGCUAAAUUUUUGUUUCUUUUUACAACAUACCCAAAAGUGUGUUGUUUAUACAUCUUUUCCACUGGACACUGUAGUACAGCAAGCCUCCGGCUACUACAUCCUACGGCUACUAAUCCAAAUCUAUAACUAGCCUUAUCUUUGUAAACAACCUGUGUCAGUUUCUCCUCACAAAACAGUUUAUUUGAAAGCAGUUCUCUGAGGGUUGUGGGGUGGCAACAUCAUUUCCUAUGCAUCACUAACAGUAGCAACAAUACCAGAUCUACUUUUCCAUAUACACACAGAUGAGGGCUUACACACUUGAUGAAAUUAUCAGACACUACUAUUGAAAAUUGCUGUGCCUUACUGUCUGGGGGAAAAGGUGAUUCUAGUUAGCUAGUAUGUUUUUAGUGUUUUUUUUUUUUUUUUUUUUUUUUAAUGGUGGUUGUCUGACUGUGUGAUGACCAUAAUGUUUCUGUGAUGAUUCCUUUUGACUAAUCAGUCUGCAUUAUUUAUCGCUCCACUGGUAUGUCCCUGUUUGGUACCCUUUUAUGAAGGGUAACCAAAUUCAUCAUGGGCAUUUAUACUGCAAAAAAUGAUAUCAGGUGAAAAUAUCUUUAAUAUAGUGAAAUGUUUCUAGUAAAAUAUGUCUAGUAUGCCCUAUUAUAAGAUAAACCAAAUAUAAGAUUAUUAAACCUAUUUCCAGCUUUUUUUUUUUAACUCAUUUCAAGCUUUGUCCUAUUGGCAAAUAAAUUAGCUAUUUUUAAGCAUUUAUUUCUAGAAAGAAGCCAACUUAUUUGCCAAUAGAUUAAGAGCAUUUGAAACUUGAAAUUAGUAACAAAAGUCUAGAAAUAGGUUUAAUAAUCUUAUAUUUGGUUUUAAUGUAAUAUGAAAUACUAGAUGAAUCGACCUAUAUUUAAGAUAUUUUAAAGGGUUGUUUUUAUUUUUACACUGUAGUUACGGUACACUGCAAAAUGUAUGUUUUAGCAACUAAAACUAUCUUGAAUAUAUUCAAAUUCAACUAAUAUUUCUCUUUAUUAGAUCAAGAUUAUGAAUCCUGUUUCUAGAUGUUUCAAGUAAUUAUUCUAUUGACAGAUAAUUUAGCUUAUUCUAUGUGAUCAUUUCUAAAAGAAAGCAAAAUUAUUUAAGCUUAAAAUGAGUAAAUAUACCUACAUUUAUCUGCAGUGUAUAGCAAUGAAAAUCUUGGCAAAAUACAUGAUCCUGCAUUUGUUAUUGUACCAUGUAAUACAGAAGUGUCCAGUGGAAAAGUGCAAUUAGUUACAUAUUUUAUGGUCCUGUAAUAGUCUGUGGUUUUGUUUGUUUGUUUGUUUAUAGUAAAGUAAAGCUUAUAGCUUAUAGUAUUGUUGAACUAGACAUUAUCUUAAAGUUAGCACUUUUAAAAGGAUUAUUACCUUUCUAUUUUUUUUCCUUGCAACCAUGUAACUAACCUCUUGUUGUGUUGGUUAGAUGUUUAAAGGCUGGUUAUAAACUUUGAGUUCUUCCCAUAAAAACACAAUAAUUCCAUAUGAAUCAAAUCACACCCUUGCUGCUGCUGUCCUGACAAUCCUUCUUAGCGCUCACUGCUUUACGUAUUUAGAUAAUACAGUUAAAUGUAAAUAUAUCCAGCCUUAAUCCUUUUAUCAGCAAAUGUACAUUUCCAAAAAUCUGUGUAAAUAAGGGCUAGGUCUGGAUGGAAAUCAAGUAGCAAACCAGAACCCUAAAUCCAGAUGUACACCACACUCCGCAAAGCAUCACAGAUAUACUGGAAAUUUAUGACCAUAAAGAUUGCUGCUUGUGUCUUGGCUUGAUCUAAACUUGUAUGCAAAUGCUGUACUUCUUAGUGAAUAUGGUCCAUGCAGAAAUGUACACACUUAAAGCCCAAUGCUUAUUCAAUAACGUUAAUGGAAACAAACAGCUGCUAAGUGUGUUUGGUUACUGUGAGGGCUUAUUUUUUCCUUUAAAUGUGAGUGUGGUUCUUCUCAACUAACUGAGUCAUAUGAAAUAUCAUUUAAAGCAUGAUAUAAUCUACAAAACUAAGUCAUUUUAAAUAAAACUUGCAUGCUUAUAAUGACAAUAUUCAGUAAAUAGGUCAUCACUUACAAUCACAGAAUGGAAAAUGAAUGUAAACACUACUUGUGUUUUGUUAACUUUAAUAAACACAUUGUAUGCUCUUUAAUAUACAAGAUGAAUA